AGCUGAGCGAGAUGGCGGACGCCGGCGCACAGACGGAGAGGAAGGAGGAGGAGGAGGAAGACGACGUCGUCUGUCUGGAUCCGUCCUUCUUCAUGAAUCGCGAAUACGAGAUGACGACCUUCACCUACGGCUCCCAAGUGCUCCACCUCCUCUGCUCCAGCUCCGCCUCCACUGAUUAUGACCUUACUGGACAGUUAGUAUGGCCAGGUGCUGUUCUGAUGAACACAUACCUAUCGGAACACCCUGAGACUGUGAAGGGACGUUCAAUAAUUGAGUUGGGAUCUGGGAUUGGCAUUACUGGGAUAUUGUGCAGCCGUUUCUGUAAAGAGGUGGUAUUGACUGAUCACAAUGAUGAAGUUUUAGAGAUUAUAAAGAAAAAUAUAAAGUUGCAGUCAUCUUCUGAAAAUGCUGAAGCAGUGCUGACGGCUGAGAAGCUGGAGUGGGGAAAUAAUGAUCAUAUAAGCAAUAUCAUGAAGGAACAUCCUGUUGGGUUUGACCUCAUUGUUGGAGCUGAUAUCUGCUUCCAGCAAUCUAGCAUUCCAUGUCUCUUUGAUACUGUAGAGAAGUUUCUUCGUAUGCAGGGCGGUAAAUGUAGAUUCAUACUGGCUUAUGUAUCACGAGCUAAAGUCAUGGACGCACUAGUACUGAAGGAAGCUGAAAAACGUGGAAUGCUUGUUGAAGAAGUGGACGGGACAAGAACCACCAUCUCACAUCUUCAAGGCGUCAUAUUCAGCAUCAUCCUCAGAUGACUUGCUUCUGAUGAAAUGCCUGGGCGACCAUUAGCGACGAGCAAUAUGUUGAACCUGCUAUCGGGAAAGCAAAAAAUGUUCAUUUCCAGAGGAAAGAAACAAUACCACACUGCCACAUUAACAUCAUUCCUGACGUUGCUUCAGUUCCUUAGCUGGAUGAAUGUAAAAUUUUAAAUUAUGACAGACCCGAAUCGGUCACGAGCAUCGUCGAUGUUACGGGUACCAGUGAGAUGACCAGGCACUGAAAGUCCUUGGGGGAAUCAACGAAGGAAGCGCUGGCUGGCAGAAGCAGUGGCAUCAUGUAAGAUUGAGAUGCUCCCAGCCUGAAAAGUCCCUGAGUCACCAUGAGCUCGUGCUUGGUGUACCUAGGUAAACAUCAAAACCACACUGGAAAUCUUCGUCAUCCUGUAUGUUGUUCCUCCAGUGCUGCCAAUGCCAAUGCAUGCGAUAUGGAUCCAA
Lolium rigidum is the source of this 1208-nucleotide messenger RNA. Its product is annotated as protein N-terminal and lysine N-methyltransferase efm7-like. Gene Ontology annotation, molecular function: protein methyltransferase activity. The record is from RefSeq and is a predicted model, not a curated record. Gene Ontology annotation, cellular component: nucleus. The transcript has 8 exons. Bases 12 to 749 code for a protein of 245 amino acids. NCBI's taxonomy places the organism in Eukaryota, Viridiplantae, Streptophyta, Magnoliopsida, Poales, Poaceae. Gene Ontology annotation, biological process: protein methylation.